Molecule: messenger RNA, 895 nt
Organism: Daldinia vernicosa
Lineage: Eukaryota; Fungi; Ascomycota; Sordariomycetes; Xylariales; Hypoxylaceae
Product: DNA-binding protein
Exons: 4
Coding region: 68-760 (230 amino acids)
Biological process (GO): mitotic spindle assembly checkpoint signaling
Cellular component (GO): nucleoplasm; cytoplasm; kinetochore
Source: RefSeq, a predicted model, not a curated record
AACGCUUACAACCUCUAGACCCGAGUUCAAACUUAAUAGUAACACGCACGACAGAGAAUCUAUCACAAUGGCACCGACCGCGCCGGAAAAGGACAAGGACAAAUCCAAGGUUCAUAAAUUGGCUCUCAAAGGAAGCGCCAAACUUGUGGCAGAAUUCUUCCAAUACUCGAUUCAUACCAUCCUAUUUCAAAGAGGCGUCUAUCCGGCCGAAGAUUUCACAGCCGUCAAAAAAUAUGGUCUGAACAUGCUAGUUUCUGCCGACGACCAAGUCAAGGCGUACAUCAAGAAGAUCAUGUCCCAGCUCGACAAAUGGAUGCAGCGCGGCAAGAUCAGCAAGCUGGUCAUCGUCAUCACCGACAAAGACACGGGCGAGCACGUCGAACGAUGGCAGUUCGACGUCCACAUAUUCAAUACCGGCAAAUCUAAAAAGUCUAAGACAUCUCCUAACCAAGAGAACGACGCGCCUCCGUCAGUCUCCAACACGGCCCUUCCCGAUUCUUCGAAAACCGAGGCCGAGAUCCAAGCCGAGAUUGCCGCCCUCUUCCGCCAGAUUACCGCCUCCGUUACGUUUUUACCUCAGCUGGCCGGCGACUGCACUUUCAACGUCCUAGUGUAUGCCGAUGCAGAUAGCGACGUGCCCGUCGAAUGGGGCGACAGCGACGCCAAGGAGAUUGUCAACGGCGAGAGGGUGCAGUUGCGGGGAUUCAGCACUACCAGCCACCGGGUUGAGACGUUAGUUAGCUAUCGGUUAGGGGAAUGAGCACGUGUCAUGUGGCUUAAUUGGGGAUGGGAUUAUUGUACUAUUGGGAUUUGAUGAUUAAGAGACGUGGCGUUUGGAAUUUGUCUGGUUGGGAAUGCUGGUGCUAUUAUAUCUAAUUUACAACUUUACCAUAAA